Molecule: messenger RNA, 813 nt
Organism: Miscanthus lutarioriparius
Lineage: Eukaryota; Viridiplantae; Streptophyta; Magnoliopsida; Poales; Poaceae
Source: the annotation of a GenBank genome assembly
AUGGCCUCGUCCGUCUUCUCCCCGCUCUUCACCUCGCUCCGGCUGCCCGUACCCACCGUCAUAUCGCGCUGUACUUCUUCGCUGCAGGGCGCGCCGUCGACGGUCCACGACGCCGUCCCUCGCCCGCCGCCUCUUGUGGCGGUCGCUAGCCACAGGAGGGAGUUGGUGCUAGGCGCGGCGCUGAGCGCGGUGCUGUCGAGGGGGCCGCUGCCGCCGGCCCAGGCGCGUGAGGUCGAGGUCGGCACGUACCUGCCGGCGGCGCCGGCCAACCCGGGCUUCGUCUUCUUCCGCGCCACCCCCAAGGACACCCCCGCGCUCCGCGCCGGCAAUGUGGAGCCGUACGAGUUCAUCCUGCCGCCGACCUGGAAGCAGACGCGCGUGGCCAACAUCCUGUCCGGGAACUACUGCCAGCCCAAGUGCGCCGAGCCGUGGGUGGAGGUGAAGUUCGAGGACGAGAAGCAAGGCAAGGUGCAGGUGGUGGCGUCGCCGCUCAUCCGCCUCACCAACAAGCCCAACGCCACGAUCGAGGACAUCGGCAGCCCCGAGAGGCUGAUCGCCUCGCUGGGGCCUUUCGUCACCGGCAACACCUUCGACUCCGACGAGCUCGUCGACACCAACGUCGAGAACGUCGACGGCCAGACUUACUACAGCUACGCGCUGGAGACUCCAUUGGCGCUGACGGGUUCGCACAACCUGGCCAAGGCCACCGCCAAGGGGAACACGGUGGUGCUGUUCGUCGCGAGCGCCAACGACAAGCAGUGGCCGGCGUCGCAGAAGGUUCUGAAAGCCAUAGUGGACUCGUUUCAAGUAUGA